Messenger RNA from Nezara viridula (southern green stink bug), 1282 nucleotides. Lineage: Eukaryota; Metazoa; Arthropoda; Insecta; Hemiptera; Pentatomidae. The record is from the annotation of a GenBank genome assembly.
CUUCAAGUUAAUUUUUAAUUGAAAAUGAAAAGAAAUACCAACAUAGUAUAUUUUAAAAUAAAUAAAUAAUAAUGAAAAAUGAAUUAAAUUACUAAGCAGUUAGGAGUUAUGAUUUCUACGUAUGAUGAAAAAGCUAGGGGUGGUAAUAAAACAGACAUCUUGUUAUAGGAACACUUAUUGAAGAAUAACGUUAAUGACGAUACUCCAUAGUGGAGGUGAAAUCCUCUUCCAAGGUGCUGUUGAACUUACAAAGUGUAUGAGAUAUAAGUAAAAGUAAAGAUUUAAAUUCGAGCUGAUAAUCGGGACAGAUUAAAAUAUAUUUGGUUAUAGUCCAAGGCAAUAACUUGUCAGGAGUAGACAUUGUGAUAUUGUUAACAAGAGUCGAAAUUCUUACCACAGCGAGCACACCGAUUCCUUUUCCUCAUAUUGGUAUAAUUUUCGAAUAAUGAUGGACUGGGAAGAUGCUGAUGAAGAAGGCCCCGAGUGGUCCAAUGAUAAAGAUCGAAGAAAGAACUUCGUCGGUAAAGUUUUCUUCCUUACCGGAGCCAUGCUGAUGGUCUCAGCAGCUAUUAUAGCACUUCCUUUGGUAAGUGAUGAAAUUGAAGAAGCUUUUUCUUACAAUAAACUGGUCAUUGGCAUUGUGGCUUUAGUUGGUAGUUCCAUAUCGUUGCUGGCAUUGGUAUGUUGCCACAGGGCAAGACACAUUUUCCCAUUAAAUAUGAUUCUUCUAAUAAUUUUGUGUAUAUCUUAUGGACUCAUCGGUGCAGUAGUGGCCUGCCACUACAAACUGAUGGUCAUCUUGAUAUCCUUCGGAACGGUAGUCCUCAUCGUCAUUGUGAUAGGCAUAUUUGCCAAAUGGGGACCUGUAGAUGUUACAGGUUGCGGAUGGUUCAUGUGCGGGCUGAGUAUUGGCCUAACGGUCGUUCUCACUGUUUUCGUGAUAGUGAGCAUAUUUUACUACAUCCCGAUACUACAACUGGUUAUUUCAUGCCUGGUGGUACUUGUAUAUAUUAUAUUCUUACUGUACGAUAUGCAAAUGAUCAUCGGUGGACGAAGAGAGCAGCUCGAUUCUGACGAAUACAUACUAGGAGCUGUAUUAUUGUUCAAAGACGUAAUGAUACUUUUUUUGUAUCUGUUAGAGAUUGUUAAUGCCGCUACAAGAGGUUAGCGUAUAAGCAACUUUAUGAGCGGAGAUUUUUCUAUUCUGACUGCCACUACGUAUAAUGUACUAAUAUAAAUGAGAAGAUGAAAAUGUUUGUUAAAUAAAAUAAAUGCUGAAAUA